GUGUGCUGGUUUUCCAGCAUUCAAUACCGUCCCACCUAACCAGUAAUGGUAGAAACCUCUCCCUGAGAAGCUUUAAUUGAACCCACCUGCAAUUUCAUGCUCUUCUCAUUUUUAUACCCGUGCAUGCUCAACUAUCAUCUCUCAGCCUCCAUCACUACCUCUUAACAUGGCUACUUCCUUUUAUCAUUUCAGUUCUGAUUCAUUGUCCUCUUACUACCAUCUCUUCUUCACACUCGUUGCAUUCUUCAUUUCAUGCCUAAUUUUCUUCCUUUCUCGCAAAUCAAAAUCAAAACGCCUAAACCUCCCUCCAGGGCCCCCUGGUUGGCCUGUUGUUGGUAAUCUUUUUCAGGCUGCUCGCUCUGGCAAGCCCUUCUUUGAGUAUAUUGAGGAUCUUCGCCAAAAAUAUGGACCAAUUUUCACUCUCAGAAUGGGGACUAGAACAAUGAUUAUACUCAGCGACGGGAAGCUCUGCCAUGAAGCGUUUAUCGAAAAGGGUGCUCUGUUCGCCAGCAGACCACGAGAAAAUCCCACUCGAAACAUCUUUAGCUGCAACAAAUUCACCGUAAAUGCAGCGGUUUACGGGCCUGUGUGGAGGUCUCUGAGGCGAAACAUGGUUCAGAAUAUGCUAAGUUCAAGUAGGCUUAAAGAGUUUCGUAGUACAAGAGAGCAUGCAAUGGAUAAACUCAUCGAUCGUCUUCGAGCAGAAGCUGAGGCUAAUAACGGCGUUGUUUCGGUGCUGAAAAAUGGUCGUUUCGCUGUGUUUUGUAUACUCUUAGGCAUGUGCUUUGGGUUUGAAAUGGAUGAUGAAACUGUUGAGAAAAUGGAUCAGGUAAUGAAAAGUGUUUUAAUUACACUUGAUCCAAGGAUUGAUGAUUAUCUUCCCAUUUUAAACCCCUUUUUCUCCAAGCAACGCAAGAGAGCACUCCAAGUUCGUAAUGAGCAAGUGGAAUAUAUUGUCCCAUUCAUCGAAAAGCGUCGAGAAGCUCUUCUAAAUCCAGGUUCGGAUAAAUACGCCAUGUCGUUUUCGUACCUGGACACCCUUUUUGAUCUCAAUGUAGAAGGAAGAAAAUCAUCACCAUCCAAUGCAGAGCUGGUCUCACUCUGCUCUGAGUUCCUCAAUGGUGGGACCGAUACCACUGCAACUGCAAUUGAAUGGGGUAUCGCACAGCUGAUUGAGAACCCGGAUAUUCAAUCUAAGCUGUACGAUGAAAUUAAACGGACGGUUGGGGAGCGAAAAGUAGACGAGAGAGACGUAGAGAAACUGAAGUAUUUACAGGCAACAGUUAAAGAAGUGUUACGAAGGCACCCACCAACAUAUUUUUCACUAACUCAUGCAGCUACUGAGCCAGCGACCUUGGGGGGAUUCGACAUCCCAACCGAUGCAAAUGUAGAGAUUUUCCUGCCAGGGAUUGGUGGGGAUCAAAAAAUGUGGUCGAACCCUGAAAAAUUUGACCCGGAUAGGUUCUAUUCAGGGAAAGAGGAUGCCGAUAUAACAGGCGUAACAGGGGUGAAAAUGAUGCCAUUUGGAGUUGGGAGGAGGAUUUGCCCUGGAUUGGGGAUGGCCACAGUUCAUGUUCACCUAAUGUUAGCAAGAAUGGUUCAGGAAUUUGAAUGGACUGCCUAUCCAACUAAUAGCAAGAUUGAUUUUAGUGGGAAAUUAGAGUUUACUGUAGUCAUGAAGAAUACCUUAAAAGCAAUAAUCAAGCCACGCUAACGUUAUAAAAUGCGUGAU
Messenger RNA from Durio zibethinus, 1732 nucleotides. RefSeq names its product cytochrome P450 77A3-like. Gene Ontology annotation, molecular function: monooxygenase activity; heme binding; oxidoreductase activity, acting on paired donors, with incorporation or reduction of molecular oxygen. Lineage: Eukaryota; Viridiplantae; Streptophyta; Magnoliopsida; Malvales; Malvaceae. The record is from RefSeq and is a predicted model, not a curated record.